Molecule: messenger RNA, 378 nt
Organism: Brassica napus (rape)
Lineage: Eukaryota; Viridiplantae; Streptophyta; Magnoliopsida; Brassicales; Brassicaceae
Exons: 1
Coding region: 1-378 (125 amino acids)
Source: RefSeq, a predicted model, not a curated record
AUGACGGAACAACUUGCCAUCGCAGCAUCUAUCACCGACGUCAUGGAUAUCGACGAAGGGGAACCCCGCACAACGGAAGGUCAACUCGAUUAUUGGCGAACGGAAUUCAUCGCUUACCUAUCCGACGGCAUAUUACCCACAGAGAAAAGGGAAGCAAGACGACUCAAAAGACGUAGCGCACAUUACGUCGUCAUGGAUGGAACACUCCAUCGAUGGGCUGCAACAAAAGUACUCCUUAGGUGUAUCUUUGGAGACGAAACAAGGCUGGUCAUGGCCGAAACACAUGAAGGAGCAGCAGGCAAUCAUUCGGGAGGACGAGCUCUCGCACUAAAAGUAAAAAGCCUCGGUUUCUAUUGGCCAACAAUGAACGCGGAUUGA